AUGUGGGUCCUGAUAUUUGUUCCCCUCAAAGCUGGUAGGUGCAGCCAUUCAUGCGGGGACGUGGACGCGCCAUUUCCGUUUGGAAUUGGCCCGGUUGGUUGCUACUGGCCAGGGUUCAACCUCACCUGCGACCACAGCAGCAACCCGCCGCGGCUGUUCCUCGACAGCCAGCGUGACCUCUUCCGUGUCCAGAAGAUCUCCCUCCUAGACAACACAGUGAUCGUCCUCGUCGACGGUGCGAGCACAUUAACGACCAGCAGGUUUUCCCGUGCUAGUGGCAUGUUUGAGCGUGUCUUCACGGGUCGUGGAGACACGCCCUACUCACUGUCGACCACCGGCAACGAGCUCAUUCUCGUAGGGUGCAACGUUCAGGCGUUUCUGAUUGACGACGAGGACAUGACCACCAUCGCCGGUUGCACCUCCUUCUGCCCCGUCAACAGCUCAACUGGCAGUACGUACACCUCGAGGCAGGUACGGUUUGGCGGCAGCGACAGGUACUGCUAUGGCAUCGGCUGCUGCCAGGCGCGCAUCUCCAUAUCCGCGAACUACAACACGGCCGGAGGGUGGAUAAUCGACAGAAUCGACGAGAACCAGGCAACGCAGGGCAAAAUUUCGCCGCCUGCGGCCAUGCUGACCGCGGCGGAGGGGUGGUUCGACCAGCGGCAGGUCUCCGACAUGCUGGCCCGAGACUUUCAGCACCACCGUAGAGGAUUGAGAUCUGAGCUGCAUGUCCCCGUUAUUUUAGAAUGGGAGGUCGUGCAAGGCUUGCCUGGGCGGGCGGCCGACGCCAAGUUGCAGCAUCCAAUGGCGACUUGUCCCGCGGAGGUAGCCAACAGUCUCUGCAAGAGCAAGCACAGCGAUUGCAAACGUGGGAGAAGAGGCUAUUUGUGCCAGUGCAGCAAUGGCUACGUCGGCAACCCCUACAAAAAAGAGGGAUGCAAAGGUGACCGGAAGUCCUUAAGUACAGACCGGAGAAAAUGA
This is a messenger RNA of Aegilops tauschii subsp. strangulata, 981 nucleotides long. The record is from RefSeq and is a predicted model, not a curated record. NCBI's taxonomy places the organism in Eukaryota, Viridiplantae, Streptophyta, Magnoliopsida, Poales, Poaceae.